This is a messenger RNA of Galleria mellonella (greater wax moth), 1266 nucleotides long. RefSeq names its product dnaJ homolog subfamily C member 17 (gene DnaJ-15). NCBI's taxonomy places the organism in Eukaryota, Metazoa, Arthropoda, Insecta, Lepidoptera, Pyralidae. The coding region runs from base 375 to 1244 and encodes 289 amino acids. Gene Ontology annotation, cellular component: spliceosomal complex. The transcript is spliced from 3 exons. Gene Ontology annotation, molecular function: RNA binding. Gene Ontology annotation, biological process: spliceosomal complex disassembly. The record is from RefSeq and is a predicted model, not a curated record.
GUUUGAUAUCUCUGAUUUUAAUUCCAGUUUCGUAAAUGAAUGAAAUAUAUUCUAAGAAUCAAAUGAAAUAAAUAAAGUUGUCCAUUAUUCACUAAGAACAAAAAUAAAGUAAUAGUGACAGAUAUAAUUUCACAACUAUUAUGCUUAUGAUUCAAUCACAAAAAUUUAUAUAAAUAACUGUUAUCAUGACAAAUCUACCUCUGUGUUAACAAUUUCUUAUUAGCUUUGUGCAAUAAAUUGUUAUGUGAAGUUUUGGAUAAAAUUCAUAGAACUAAGAGUGCGUAUGACAAUUUGUUUUGUGGCGUGGUUAUGUUUUGUAGUAUAAGUAAAUCAUUAAAAUUAUAGUACGUACCGGUGAUAAGUGAUUUGUGAAAAUGUCCAAGAUGAAAAUUGAGGAUGUAGAUUUAUAUGCUAUACUUGAUCUUCAAAUUACUGCUACAGAGGCUGAGAUAAAAAAGGCUUAUCGAAAAAAAGCUUUACAAUGCCAUCCAGAUAAAAAUCCAGAUGAUCCUAAAGCAGCAGAAACAUUUCAUGAGUUGUCUCAUGCUUUAGAAAUUUUAACAGAUGUACAGGCUAGAGCUGCAUAUGACAAAGUUUUAAGGGCUAAAGCAGCAGCUAAACUAAGACAUCAAGAACUAGACAGUAAGAGACAAAAACUUAAAGAAGAUCUAGAGAGACGGGAAAGAGAGGCAAUUUCCGGUGCUGGAGCUAGCAACUUAACAGAUGAACAAAAACUUGCUGCUGAAAUAGAGAGAUUACAGAAAGAAGGCAGUCGACUGCUACAAGAAGAGCAACAACGGAUUAAAGAAGAAAUACAAAAAAAUAUGGGAUGUCAACCAGCUUGGGAUUCAUCAUUAAAUAGAAUAAAAAUCAAAUGGAAUGUAGACAAAAAUGACCCAAACAAUGGGGGUUAUGAUGAAAAUAUGUUAAGAAGAUUUUUAAAGAAAUAUGGUAGUAUUGUAGCUUUAAUUAUGUCCCCUAAAAAGAAAGGGAGUGCAUUAGUUGAAUUUGCUACAAAGGAAGCAUCAGAAAUGGCUGUUGAUUUUGAAAAAGGUUUAGCAGACAACCCACUUACAUUGAAAUGGUUAAAUAAGAAGCCUAUAGAUACAUCAACAAAAAAUUUUGGAGGGCCUUCACUAAUAUCAGAUAGAGACUAUGAAUCACUAGUUUUAACAAAAAUGAGACAAGCAGCUGAAAGACAAAGACUAAUAGAAGAAAUGAUGAAAGAAGAAAAUGAAACAUGACCAAUUAAAUUUCUGAAAACAU